This is a messenger RNA of Symbiodinium sp. CCMP2592, 622 nucleotides long. NCBI's taxonomy places the organism in Eukaryota, Dinophyceae, Suessiales, Symbiodiniaceae. The record is from the annotation of a GenBank genome assembly.
GAGCUAUACUUCAUGGGGUUCCCGAGCAGCCUCCUGCUCCGCCCGCGUUGGAUCCCGACGAGCUCUACGAGGAUUUGGUGCAGGAGCUUUGCAAUCUCAUGCGAGAGGCUGCUGUCAUCCAUUCGGCCACUGAUGGGUCGGAGCAUCAGGACAUUGGGGCUUUCGCUGUCGUGGUUCAGCCUGGUGGUUACCGCUGUGCCAUAGGAAACGGCGAGGAGGACCAAACGUCCUACAAGCAAGAACUCUUGGGUCUCGACUUGGCUACACGUGCUGCUCUCGAUGCGGCGCGGUCUACUGGGUGGACUGGCAGGAUCGUCUUCGUCGUGGACUGUCAGGCCGUGCUGCGAGUCGUGCUGAGGCAGGGUGACCACUUCUCGUACUUGUUGCACAUCGUCAACCACAGGUUCGACGAGCUCUCGGAUCUCUUGAGGCCCUCGGUCAUGGUCGUGCUGCUUGGUGGCGACUUCGUGAAGAGGCAGCUGCCUGGGAACUCAAUGCGAUCCAGGCUUCGGCCACUGCCGGCAAACACCUUCAUGAUGCUCUUCGACGACAUGGUCUCCGGCCUGGCGAGGCUCCGCCUCCGCCGGCUGCUGCUGAUGGAGAUGAUGGCGGGUGAUGCUGG